AUGUCUUCUACUAUUGCGGUCGGACUGGCUGCAUACGGCAUUGGGCUUUCGGUCGAAGGCAUCUCGGAGUUUCAACGCAAGGCUUUCAAGCAGGAACCCAAGAAUAAAGGAAUGCCGUAUGGGGGUGGUCUUUUCUCACUAGCCACUGAUAUCAACUACGGUGCUUACACUAUCUGGCGAGCUGCAUAUGCUAUGGCCUGUGGUGGGCUUUUCUGGGGCGCAAUGACCUUUACUUUCUUUUUCCGUGUUUCUGCAACCCGUGGCGUGCCCGUGUUGGAUGUGACGAACUGA
Molecule: messenger RNA, 291 nt
Organism: Aspergillus melleus
Lineage: Eukaryota; Fungi; Ascomycota; Eurotiomycetes; Eurotiales; Aspergillaceae
Exons: 1
Coding region: 1-291 (96 amino acids)
Source: RefSeq, a predicted model, not a curated record